AUGUCUGAUUUAGCUAAUAAUAUGGAGAAUUUGAACAUAGGCGGUAAGCCUAAGAGUUCGUACGUCCCACCUCACAUGAGAGGCAAACGUGGAGGGGGCCAACAACAAUCCUUCGACGGAGGUUUCGAAGACAAUGACAGAGGGUCUUUCUCAUACUUUGGCGGUAGAGGUGGAAGAGGCAACAGAGGCUCUUCCUUCUUCGGUGGAAGCGGUGGAAGAUAUGGCAAGAACGGCAGUGGAAACGGCUUUGGAGGCUCUGGCCAAGGUAGAGCUCCCCGCGGUGUCGGUAAGUGGGUUAACGGAAAACACGUCCCAGCUGCGAAGAACGAGCAACUAGAAGUGCAACUUUUUGGUACACCUGAAGAUCCUGGCUUCCAAUCUUCCGGUAUCAACUUUGACAACUACGACGAUAUCCCUGUGGAGGCCACCGGUAAUGAUGUCCCAGAUCCUAUCACGGAAUUCACAUCCCCUCCUCUAGAUGCUUUGCUUUUGGAAAACAUUCAAAAGGCUCGUUUCACCAAGCCAACACCUGUGCAGAAGUACUCAGUUCCUAUCAUUGCAGCUGGAAGAGACUUGAUGGCCUGUGCUCAAACUGGUUCCGGUAAGACUGGUGGUUUCUUAUUCCCAGUUCUUUCGGAGUCCUUCGCAAAUGGUCCAGCUCCUAUUCCAGAGCAAGCAUCUUCUUUUUACGUUAAGAAAGCCUUCCCAACUGCGGUUGUGCUAGCUCCAACCAGAGAAUUGGCUACCCAAAUUUUCGAAGAAGCAAGAAAGUUCACUUACAGAUCUUGGGUUAGACCAUGCGUCGUGUACGGUGGUGCUGACAUCGGAAGUCAGAUCAAAGAAUUGAACCGCGGUUGCGAUCUAUUGGUUGCCACACCAGGUCGUCUUUCCGAUCUUUUGGAACGUGGUAGAAUUUCUUUGUGCAACAUCAAAUAUCUCGUUCUAGAUGAAGCCGACAGAAUGUUGGAUAUGGGUUUCGAACCUCAAAUUAGACACAUCGUUGAUGGUUGUGACAUGCCUUCAGUGGAAAACAGACAAACUUUAAUGUUUUCCGCUACUUUCCCAAUGGAUAUUCAGCACUUGGCCCGUGAUUUCUUGAAGGAUUACGUGUUUUUGUCCGUUGGUAGAGUUGGUUCCACUUCUGAAAACAUUACCCAAAACGUGCUUUACGUUGAAGAUGCCGACAAGAGAUCCGCUCUGCUAGAUUUGUUGGCCGCUUCUGACGACGGCUUGACCCUAAUUUUCGUCGAAACCAAGAGAAUGGCAGAUGCUUUAACUGAUUUCUUGAUCAUGCAAGACUUAAAGGCUACAGCUAUUCACGGUGAUCGUUCUCAGGGUGAGCGUGAACGUGCUCUAAAUGCCUUUAGAACUGGUAGAGCCAACCUCUUGGUCGCAACUGCCGUUGCAGCUAGAGGUUUGGAUAUUCCAAACGUUACUCACGUUAUCAAUUACGACUUACCAAGCGACAUUGACGAUUACGUCCACAGAAUUGGUAGAACUGGUCGUGCUGGUAACACUGGUGUUGCCACAGCCUUCCUAAACAGAGGUAACAAGAAUGUCGUCAAGGAUUUGGUCGAUAUCUUAACUGAAGCCAAGCAGGAAGUUCCACCUUUCUUGACGCAACUCGCUAGAGAAUCCUCCGGUGGUAGAGGUGGCAGAGGCGGCUAUCACUCCAGUCGCAGCAAUAACACCCGUGAUUACCGUCGUGUCGGCGGAGGUGGCUCUGGUAGCAGAGGUGGCUCCUCUUGGGGCAGUGGCAACGGUGGCAGCAGAGGUGGUUCCUCUUGGGGUAAUUCCUGGGGUAACUCCGGUUCUGGUUCGUGGGGUAACACAAGUACCUCCUCCGCAGGUAAUUCGUGGUGGUAA
Lachancea fermentati is the source of this 1866-nucleotide messenger RNA. Lineage: Eukaryota; Fungi; Ascomycota; Saccharomycetes; Saccharomycetales; Saccharomycetaceae. The record is from the annotation of a GenBank genome assembly.